This is a messenger RNA of Cornus florida, 891 nucleotides long. RefSeq names its product expansin-A9-like. The coding region runs from base 1 to 891 and encodes 296 amino acids. Lineage: Eukaryota; Viridiplantae; Streptophyta; Magnoliopsida; Cornales; Cornaceae. Gene Ontology annotation, cellular component: extracellular region. The transcript is spliced from 2 exons. Gene Ontology annotation, biological process: plant-type cell wall organization. The record is from RefSeq and is a predicted model, not a curated record.
AUGGCAUCAAAAUUGGGAGCCCUUUUGUUCUCUUCAUUGUUAGGUCUUCUUGUUGUGGUGGGUGCUCACCAUUAUGACCAAAAAAGCAAGAAAAUGACUUAUUUUGACAAGAACAAAAUUUAUCACGUACAUAGAUCAAAGACGUUGCAUACACCUAGAAUUAAACCUACUCACACCAAGCCACCCAAACAUAACACCUACUCCAAUGCUGGCCCUUGGAAGGAUGCUCAUGCCACCUUCUAUGAUGGACAUGAUAUUUAUUCAGGGGGAGCUUGUGGUUAUGGUGACCUAAGACAACAAGGCUAUGGCAUGAAUACGGCCGCCUUGAGCACGGCUUUGUUCAACCAAGGAGCCGCCUGCGGUGCUUGUUUUGAGAUCAAAUGCGUCAAUGAUCCAGAAUGGUGCAACCCCGGAGCGCAACGGCUCAUUGUUACGGCCACCAACUUCUGCCCACCAAAUUUCUAUCAGUCAGCUGACGCUGGAGGAUGGUGCAAUCCACCCCGUGAACAUUUUGACCUGGCACAACCUGCAUUCCUUCAAAUUGCCAAAUAUCAGGCUGGCAUUAUCCCAAUUCAAUAUAGAAGGGUUCCAUGCGAAAAGCAAGGAGGAAUUAGAUUCACAGUAUCUGGAAAUCCUUAUUUCGACUUGGUGAUGGUAUGGAACGUUGGAGGGGACGGAGCCGUCACAGCUGUUGAAGUAAAGGGUGACAAGCCAAAUUGGUUCCCAAUGAAGAGAAACUGGGGACAGUUGUGGGAGACCCAUGAAAUGUUGUGCGGACAAUCUUUGAGCUUUAAGGUCACAACCAGUGAUGGCAAAUGUGUUACUAAUAUGGAUGUACUCCCCAAGGACUGGCAAUAUGGUCCGACAUACGAAGGCCACAACUUCUAUUGA